AUGUCGAGAUUGUUGCUUCCAUUUCAACUACUCAAUUGAAAAUUUGUGCAGGCUCCGGUGGAAAAUGUAAAUCAGGGGAUCGGAAAAGCUCCCCAGUCAGCUGCCACACCCAACAGCACAAUCGAUGUUUCAGAUGUAAAGACUAUUAAGGUUGGCAACAUUUCCCGGACUGUAACCGCUAGAGAUAUCAAAGAAUUCUUCUCAUUCUCUGGAGAAAUCAAAUACGUAGAAAUGCAAAGUGAAACAGAAAACACCCAACUCUCUUAUGUCACCUUCAAUGAUGCACAAGGUGCCGAUACAGCGAUUCUCCUCUCGGGAGUCACAAUAGCAAAUCAGCCUGUCACUAUAGCACCUGCUAAGGAGUACCAGCUGCCGCCGGAAGCUCUCAUCCCUUCAAGCCCGUUGAAAAGGCCGGCAGUAACUAGUUCUGCUGUUGAGAAGGCAGAAGAUGUGGUGAGCACUAUUGUUGCCAAGGGUUUCGUCAUGGGAAAGGGUGCCCUUAGCAAGGCAAAAGCAUUCGACGAACAGCAUAACUUGACGUCCAAGGCAUCAGCCACGGUUGCUACCAUUGACCAGAGGAUCGGUCUGAUGGAGAAGCUAAGCAUGGGAAGAGCUGUUGUCAAUGAAAAAGUGAAACAGAUGGAUGAACGGUUCUUGGUCUCUGAAAAGACGAAAACUGUGUUUGCUGUUGCUGAGCAGAAGGCAAGCAGUGCAGGAUCUGCUAUCUUGAGCAACCCUUAUGUACUGACUGGAGCUUCAUGGGUCGCGGGUGCACUGGGUGCAUUUGCAAAGGCGACUGAGGACGUGACAACGAAAACCAAGGAGAAGGUUGUUAGAGCCGAGGAGGAGAAACAGCAGACCAUGCUCAGGCAGAGGACAGCAGUCAUUGAUGACUAUGCACAGAACCAUCUUGAUGAACCGUCUGGAAAUGAGCCUCCAGUAGUUCGAACAAAAUCUGCUGAUGAGACUAUGCCUGAAAUUGUAUGACUUAUUGCGAGCUUUUGGUCGUGAUCUUUUAAUUUUUGGUUUUCAUUUCUUCAGAGACGAACGAAUAUGUUCAAUUUGAUGUAUCAUUACCUGUGUUACAUACAAGGGAACAUACUCAUA
This is a messenger RNA of Argentina anserina (silverweed cinquefoil), 1107 nucleotides long. RefSeq names its product binding partner of ACD11 1-like. Gene Ontology annotation, molecular function: RNA binding. The record is from RefSeq and is a predicted model, not a curated record. NCBI's taxonomy places the organism in Eukaryota, Viridiplantae, Streptophyta, Magnoliopsida, Rosales, Rosaceae.